AUGAAUAGAUUAUCUCUUUCAAACUAUUUAGAUUCUUGUCCCAAACUAUUUGGGUAUAGAUUUACUGAAGCUGCACAACAGAAAAUACUCGAACAACUAUUUUCAGAAUUCUGGAGAUCUAACGAAGAGUACAAACCUUUAUUUUUUCCAAAUGGUUUUGGCGAAGGUUCUAAUAUAUAUAAACUAAGUUCCAUCAAAGAGGAUGCUAUGACUGAGUACUCUCCUUCACAGAAAGGAAAGGCCUGUGGUCACGUCUUUAGGAAAGACACAUCAGAUACAUCUCCGGAUUUUGACAACUAUGAAACGAUACAAUAUGAGGAGCAAUUGCCCCCUGAUCUCCUUAAUUCUAUUCAUGAAACCAUUUCCACUGUCCUUGAUUUUAUAUUAGAUACUUUAACUGCUUCCCCUGAGGAGAUGAGUACUCCUAUUAAUGAAGAUGAAGUUAGGCGGGAAGCCGUGAAAGCGAGUUUUUCUAUUAGAAAUUUGACAAAUAAUACUGAAGAGGAAAAAAUGUUUGCUGUUGUGCUUUGGAACGAUGAACAUCAUUCUUUUGAUGAGGUAAUAGCUCGAGUUGUGGACGCUACUCAAUGCAGUCAAGCUGAAGCAAAGGCUAUGGCCGAAAAAGUUGAUUCUUAUGGACGAGAUAUUGUCGAAAUAUCUGAAGACAUUCCUCGACUUAUUACCAUAGCAAGGACUAUAUCAUCUAUAGGGCUGGCCGUCACGGUGAGAUCUGCACGAGAUACUUUUCGUGAAGGAAUGUGUGGUCUGUUCAUUGAUUGGUUGAGAGAUCUUGUUGGCGGAAAAAUAGGAAAAAAUGCUAUAAUAUUGAAGGAGAUUAUUUGUGAAGAACUUUGUAAGGAAUGGAAAAGACCUCGCCGCGUUAAGAUAACUAAAGCAAAGGCUAAAACUUUUGAUGACGUAUUUGAUGAUAGGCAAAGUGAAAAUAUUCAAGCGGAAAAUGAUUAUAUGACUGAUGACGAAGUAAUGGUAUUUGUAGAUCAUGAAAAUGGCAUGAAUAUUGAAGAUGAUACAUCCACUGAAUGCAAUCAAUCUAAUGAAUAUAAUAUUGAUGAUGAUAUGUCGAUGGAUGAAGAAUCAAAUGACACUAUAGAUUUUAUGGAUGAAGAUGAAUAUAUAUUAUGUCAAUCUGAAGAUUUUAAAAAGGAACUACGACUAGAUAAAUUGGUAUUGUUAGAUUUAAGACUUUGGAAAGAGGCGCGAGCAGGACUUAGAGAAUUAUAUAUAGGGUCUUUGAUUGUGAAUCGAGAAUAUAAAAAAAAUUUGGGUAUUCGGUUUGCUCGCAAUUAUGUCAAACUUGCAAAGGCGUUUCUUACUCCCGAUCGUGAACCCGAGCACUCUAUUGUCCUUUUCUCCGUUCAGCUCUUUACUGUCCCUUCUAUAUCUACUAUCCUCGUCACACAAUAUAACUUCCUUUCUACAAUAUUUACGAUCCUCCACACAUUCUUUACUUCUGACACAGUCGGAGGUCCUAUAAAUUUACAUGCUAAGAUCGAUUGUGAUUCCGACAGUUUUAAAAAUCGACGUUAUUUUCACAUAUUUCAAGACCUUCGGUACAUCAUUAGUAAUGAUACCGUAAAAAAAGCAGUUCCAAAACAACAUCAUUAUUUGACUCAAUAUCUCAAUUUGAUUGCUUUAUUCCAAGGAAUGAACCUUAAUGUGCGUGCUACUCAACAGCACGUUGAAUAUGAAAAUGAUAGCUGGGUAAACGCAUUUAAUGCUACUUUACAAAUCGCCAAAAGUUGCCGUCAGUUUUCUGAGUGCUACGCUGAAGAUACUGCAACUUUAUGUAUGACCAUUCACACUGUCUUACGAAAAUUAUAUGAAAUAUGUGCGAGGAGUGAUGAUGAUACAGAUAAAAUGGAUGAAACAGAUGAUGAUCAUCAAAAGGAAGCUGUUAUUCCUAAUUGGGAAACAUCCUCACCCAAUUCACACGGACCAUUUACAAGGAAUUCCAAAUUAUCUGAUAAAAGUGAUGAUAAGGAUGAUACUAGUUCUUCUAUACGUGAGCCUGAAUUUUAUGAAAUAAGUUUUCCGCAAAAUUCACUUUCUUUCAAGGUUGUAAAGUUUGAAGUUGCUUCACAACCUGUAAGCUUUCAUAACCCAUUACACUGGUAUUUGGCCGAAUUAUUAGAGAAUGUAGAUUUAUUGGAUGACAAUAUGUUAAAGCAACAUGGGUGGGAUAACUUUCAGAAUAUGAUAAUGGGACUUGAUGUUGGAAGUGGUGAAUCAAGUUUUAUAAUUCAAAAGGCUACAGAAAAAAUUUUGAGUGUAAUCGAUUAUCCAUUGAGAGUAUUGGUACUAUUGGCCCAGAUUCGUGCUGGACUAUGGGUACGGAAUGGCUUUGGCAUUAGAGGUCAAUGUCAUCAUUAUCGAGAGUUUUCUCUCCGAGAAAAUACAUAUGACGAGGAUAUCUAUCUUAUUCAGACCGCAAUGGUUAUUUUAGAUCCAAAUUUGGUUCUUGCGACUAUUUUGGAUCGAUUCGACCUUGUGGAUUGGCUUAAUGGCGGGACUACACACAAGAUAUAUGAUACUUCUCAAUUGAUAUUUGUUGCAGAAGAAUUAUUAACACUCUUGAUUAUUUGUGUAAGUGAACGUGCUAACGCGGCAGGAUUGACCAUCGAACAAGAAAUUAAACAAGAGAUAAUCCACGGAUUAUGCUUAGGUUCCAUAGCAUAUUCAGAAUUGACAAAACGUAUUCCAGACCGUCUUACACAGGAUCCAUUGUUUGACGAAAUAUUAAAACAGCUUUCCCAUUAUCGUGCUCCAGACACAUUAACUGAUCAUGGAUUAUAUGAACUUAACGAUCAGUAUUUUGAUGAAGUGGAUCCGUACUUUAUACAUUAUUCGCGAAACAAUCGAGAAGAGGCUGAAGAGGCUUUGAAAAAUAGAAUGAAGAAAAAAAUGGACAGUCUCGAAAAACCAAGUACACCAUUAAUCAUACCAAAAUUGAUCCCAAUUACCAAUGGACCAUACAUACGAUUAGGAAAUAUGCUCCACGCGCGUUUAUUGAACCAAAUAAUAUUUUAUUCUCUCUGGCACGUUAAAAAUGAAGAAAAAAUUAAAUCAGACACGCUGAUAGACGAAGCGCUUCAUCUAAUUAUACUAGCCUUAUCAGACGAAAAUAAUGAUAUUGUUCGGGAAAAUAAACGAAAGGGCAAGCAAAAAGCAGUUGAUACUCCGAUACCAGUAGAUGUUGAUGAGGGUAUGCCUGGAUUUAUGUAUUAUGCAACAUUUGAUUGCUUCUGUGAGGCGAACACUAGCGCAAUGGAAACUCAAGGCACAAGCUUAUUGGACUUGUUACUUCAAUUUUCUUGCGAGCAAAGUUUCAAAGAAUCACAUCACAAAAUAGAAUUUAUAAUUAAUAAAUUUGAACAGUUGGGCAGUGAUACGGCUAAAAUGACCAUCACUAAACAUUAUGAGAAAAUUCGACUCGAAUCACAGUCAAAAACCGGAGAGGAAGACGGGCUUUCAGAGUUUGAACGAAAAAAACAGGCUGCUAAAGAAAGGCAGAAAAAAAUUAUGGAACAGUUUGCCAUUGCACAAAAAAGUUUCAUAGAUAAGCAUGAAGAAUUAUAUGAGAAUGAUGAAAUGGAUCAAGAUUGGGAAACUCCAUCUACCGAAGAUCGAUUACAAGUUGAUACUAUAAAAAGCUCAGAGACAUUUUGGUCAUAUCCCACUGGAACUUGUAUAGUUUGUCAAGAAGAAACCAAUGCAUCAUCACUUUAUGGUAUACUUGGACUUGUUCAACCAUCCAAAUUAUUGAGACAUACAUCAUUCGAUGAUAAAGAUUAUGUAUUCGAAGCGAUUAAUUGUUCAGAAAAUUUAGAUCAUAAAUAUGAUCGCUCAGUCCCGUACGGAGUUGCAUCUCUACCUUAUAAUGUGGCAGGGUCUGAAUCAUCAGCUACAUCUAGUCAUUUUGUGAGUAAAGGUUUCCCUUCCAAUUCUUGUCGGUUGGGAUCGUAUGCUUCAACAUGUGGACAUUUGAUGCACGUAAAAUGCUUUGAUACUUAUUUUGCGUCAUUAGAACAGCGUCAUCAACUACAAUUAGCAAGAAAUCAUCCAGAAAAUGUCAGUCGAAAAGAAUUUAUGUGUCCGUUGUGUAAGAGUUUGGGUAAUGUCUUAUUCCCUGUUGUUUGGAAAGUAAAGAAAGAAAUUAAUUCUGAAACUUUGGCCGAAAAUGAAGAGUUUGAAACAUGGUUGUGUGAUAAAAUCGGAUCUGUUAUAGAGAAGUCGGAUAUAAACAUUGAAUCAGUUGCAUCAAAAUCGCUUGUUCCACUUUCAGAUAUUGAAUUCACUCGUAGACAUUCAUCAUUUGCUAUUGGAACUAACAAUCGAGAUUUUACUAACAACACUGGAUUACCGGCACAUAAUCUUGCUCAAACAAUUCCGAACCAACAAAGGAGGAAUAGCAGUGGUCCUGGUAGGCUUAGAGACGCAUUUACUCAAAUUGUACAACACAUGCUAAGAACUCCAACUGCUACACAAGAUGUAUCUACUCCUGCCACUGAUGAAUUAUCAGUACUUUCAACUCCAACCUCAUCAAGGACUGAUGGAUCUACGACUUCUGAAGAUGAAGAUCAUGAGACAAUUCGUAGGAUGUACAAUCGCUUAGCGGAAGUUGUACAUAUUUCUUAUCAGAACGUUUUAGGUGAUAUUUCUUUUCAAAGUAUGCAGCAUCUAAGUGUUGAAUGUAUUUGGGAUUUAUUUGGUUACACGAUAUCUUGCGUCGAAAUAUCUCAACGAGGUGUUGGUGAAAAUAAUCCAGGAGCUACUAUUGUUGACAGCUUAAGCACACAAACACUAACUAUUCUUAGAAUUCUUUCGGAAACUGCUAUUACAUAUAUUAAUACAAUGUUAGUUGGUCAACCCGCUGAGGCUAAUUUGAAGCAAAUAGCUUCCUACAGAAUUAAGCAAAUAUUUUACGGACACCCUACAAUGCAACAGCAAAAAAGUACCACAAUUUCUGGCUCUGUUAAUGAUGAAUCAAUACAGACUCAAGAGAAAUUUGAUUCAAGCUUCUUAUCAAUAAAGGCAAAGCCUUUAUUACUAGAAGAUCCCUUUCUAUUGCUUGUUGAAUGUAGUAUGAACACAUCUUUGGCAAUCGAAUGUGAAAUUAGCCAUUUGAUAAGAACACUAUUUGUAGCUGAAGUUGUCAAAGUAAUACUUUCUGUUGCUGAAUCGGCCAUUGAUGACAAGACUAGGGCUUGGAGAGAUGAAUUACGCCUUAACAAAGAUUUUACCGCUGAGUGCGCGUUUCCAGAAUCAAAAAGGUCUUCAUUUCGGGGCUUUGCUUCAUGGGUAUUACAGCAAGUUGGUAACGACAAACAUGAUAACAUUAAUUUCCUGGACGAUAUAGGAGAGUCAGCAUUCCUAAACAUCAUUAGAACAUUCUGCUUGCCUUAUUUGAGAAAAUGUAUGAUCCUAUUGCAUUCGAGAUUUGGCAUCGUGUUUUUCACUCAAACAUCGAAUGCCAUGGAAACAGAGCUCAAUGAGUUUACAAGAUUGAGCAAAAUAUUAAGACUUCCUUCAUUGGGUGAUAUUUGUUCAUUAAAUGAAACAAAUAAAAGUGAUACAAAUAUGCUUGCAAUUAUUGCAGGUUGGUGUAAUCAUCUGAACGCCCUUAGGCGAGAACCCCUAUCUAUAGUAGAUUUGUCUGGAAGUCCAAGUGAUUCUAGCUAUUCAAAGGAACCAUUGGCUGUUACAAUUAAUCACCCAGCCAUAUUCGAAUUAGUAGGAUUACCGAAGAGAUUAGAUUCUUUAUUCGAAGAAAGCAUGAGAAGAACAUGCAAAAAAUGUAAAAGUGUGCCGAAUGACCCGGCCUUGUGUCUUUUAUGUGGUACCUUUGUAUGUAGUCAAAGCUACUGUUGUUCUGAUGAGACUCGGGGUGAAUGUUACAUUCAUGCAAAAAGUUGUGGUGGUGAUAUAGGAAUCUAUUUACUUGUCAAGAAGUGUGUAAUAUUAUUACUUCAUCUAGAAAAUGGAUGUUUCCAGAACGCACCAUACCUUGAUACUCAUGGCGAAGUGGAUUUGGGGCUAAAGCGUGGCAGACCACAAUUUCUUAACCAAAAGCGGUAUGAUGAAAUUCGUAAGUUAUGGUUGACACACGGUGUGCCAAUACAUGUUGCGAGAAAGAUUGAACAAACGUUUGAUUUGGGAGGAUGGCCGACUAUGUAA
Molecule: messenger RNA, 6195 nt
Organism: Dentiscutata erythropus
Lineage: Eukaryota; Fungi; Glomeromycota; Glomeromycetes; Diversisporales; Gigasporaceae
Source: the annotation of a GenBank genome assembly